CAAAACUUUACGCGUCUUCCCUUUUAGUCUUCUUGAACUUGAAGUAAACCAAACUACUUUGAUUCAAAACUCUAAUAAAUCUCCGAAUCCACUUUCCUCUCUUCUCCGGCUAAUCUCCCACUAUGUUCCGCCUCAGAGCUCCCGGCAAGAAGCCCAUUACCAUCACCACCACCACCACCACUACAACCACCGCGUCCACUUUCCUCUAUUGGUCACCGGAAUCUUCCCCCACCGCCGUAUCUUCUCCAACGUCUAUGGAUCCAAUCAUCUGGUCCGGUUUACCAAACCACAUCCUCGACCACAUCCUCUCUUUCCUCCCUUUCAAAACCCUCGUCUCUCUUCGAUCAAUCUCUCGCCAUCUCCGAUCUCUCAUCCUCUCUACGACUUUCCUCUCCGACCACUCUUUCUCUCUCCCUUCUUUCCUCCUCCUCUCUCACCCUCAGUCUUUCCAGUCUUUCCCUCUCUUCGACCCAACUCUCCACUCGUGGCGCACGUUACCACUCCCUCGCUCCCUCUCGCUAACCUGCGCCUCCUCUCUCCUCUCUUCUUCCUCCCACAGUCUCCUCUGUUUCUCCCUCUCCCCUUCCUCUGCUUCUUCUCUUUCCGUCUUUAAUCCCUUAACCAGAUCCUCCAGAUCUGUUAAAUUCCCGUUUUACCCUUUCCCUUACGAGCUUCUCUCCCUCGUCGCUUCCGCUGACGGUUACCGAAUCUUCACCCUCUGCUCCUCCGGCGCUUCGAGAUCCGUUUACCUCUACGAUUCCGGCGAUCGCUCAUGGAGAAAAUUCGGCGGCGUUGAUCAUGUUUUACCUCGUGGUUUUAAUCAAGAUGGAGUCUUUUACAAUGGGUCGUUGUAUUUCGUCAGAUCCGAGCCUUUUCUGCUCGUGAGCGUAAAUCUCGACGACGGAAAGUGGACCACAGCUACCGGAGAUGGAGUAUUUCCGGCGGAAGAUGAGAUCACGUUUGCUAGGUUAGUGAGUGAUUCAGAGAAGAAGAUUCUUUACAUGGUGGGAGGAAUUGGGAGCAACGGGAUUUGCAGGAGCAUCAAGAUUUGGGAGUUUAAGAAAGAAACAGAGAAUUGGAUUGAAGCUGAAACAUUACCGGAGAUUGUUUGUCGGAAAUUCACUUCGGUUUGUUACCACAAUUAUGAGCACGUUUACUGUUUGUGGCAUAAGGAGAUGAUCUGUGUUUGUUGCUAUAAUUGGCCUGAGAUUCUCUUCUUUCAUGUUGGGAGAAGAACAUGGCAUUGGGUUCCAAAGUGUCCAUCGUUGCCGGAGAAAUGGAGCUGUGGGUUUCGUUGGUUCUCUUUCGUCCCGAGCUUGUCUGUUUCUGCUUAGUUACAUAUUGGUCUUCAUUUUUUGUGUGUCACUGUAUUUGUUAUUGUCUUUGUUUGAAAUCUCCAUUUUAUUUUGUUUGUGAAAUAAAAGGUCGUUAAUUAGGCAUUUGUUUGUUUUCAUCAUCCAUUUGUAUCAUAUAUAUUAUAAGCCAAAUAUAUAUAUUUUUUUAAACUCUCUCGUUCAAUUUCAGAGUGAUUAUUUACU
This is a messenger RNA of Eutrema salsugineum, 1538 nucleotides long. Its product is annotated as F-box/kelch-repeat protein At5g43190. Bases 123 to 1334 code for a protein of 403 amino acids. The transcript has a single exon. Lineage: Eukaryota; Viridiplantae; Streptophyta; Magnoliopsida; Brassicales; Brassicaceae. The record is from RefSeq and is a predicted model, not a curated record. Gene Ontology annotation, molecular function: protein binding.